GCCACUGUGCAGCACUCGCUGAGCGUGCACCGUCUUGUUUCCCAUUUCCUGACAAGUACUCUCCGCGGUCUCAUACGUAUGGAUAAGACCCAGCGCCAGCUCCAAGAUGAAUAUCUGAGGAAGGUAUUUCAGUACAUGCGUCUCGUCCCACCUCAGGGCGCAGACUCUGACGGCCGCGGUGGUCAAAUGCUGCACGAUUUGCUUCACAUCUCCGACUCCUCGCUUCCACACCACUUUCACUACUCACACGAAACGAAGAACACCCUCUACUUGCACAAGCUGAGGUCUGAUGCAAGCAAGGUCGUCUGUAAGAUGGCCGUGGGGAGCAGCGGAGGGGAGAGACUGCGCCAUGAGGCUAAGUUCUACGAAGCCCAAGCGACCGCCGUGCUUCGAGGCAGCGAGAUGCCGAACUACUAUGGACUCUUUCAAAGAGGUUCGGAAGACGAUGCAGCGACGUGCCUGGUGCUGGAGUACUGUGGGGAUGCGUUGCCGAGUGCGCUGCGGAACCAGAAGAGAUCGUUCAGAGAGGCAGCCGUGAGGGCCUUCGAGAAGCUGCACUCGCGGCCGGUCAAUAUCAUAAAGGGCGGAUUCUACGAGUCCAAGGAUAUAAUACGUCGGCCGACUGGCCAGCCUUGCAUAGUCGACUUCUCCAGCGCACGCUACCACUUCGAGUCAUGCAGGAGCCCGAAAAUCGAGUUUGACAUCCCGUCUCCUCCUCGAGGCCUUUAUCCAUUAUGUGGAGAGCUGCGGGCCGUCGCUGAAGAUGCAUGGGCGUGGUACAACAGUCAGUCUACGAUGCUCCAGGUCCCGAAGCUGGGGACGCCGUUGUACUACACUGGAGAGCCGUUGGAGAGUUACUGGGAGAGUGUCGACGACAUCAUGAAGACCACUAGGGAAGAAGGUCUCGCGCUGAUAGCAAAAGCUAUCGAGGAGUACGAGACGAUGAUGAACGACAGAAAAGAGUUAUUCGAUGCAGUGGAGCGCGAUGAAUAAGGCAACCUUCCAGCUGCCCAGGAGUCCUGUUUUGAGGCGCAUAUA
Fomitopsis serialis is the source of this 1038-nucleotide messenger RNA. RefSeq lists its product as uncharacterized. Bases 79 to 993 code for a protein of 304 amino acids. The record is from RefSeq and is a predicted model, not a curated record. Lineage: Eukaryota; Fungi; Basidiomycota; Agaricomycetes; Polyporales; Fomitopsidaceae. The transcript is spliced from 3 exons.